GGUCUAUGUAGAGCAGAUUGUAUAAUGUUAGUGUUAGAAUUAUGUCCCUGUGGACCUUUAAAUUCAUUUUUAGCUAAGCACAAAGAACUGAAGCAGUCAACAGUUGUUCAGUUAAUGUGGCAGGUAGCUCAAGGAAUGGCUUAUCUUCAUUCUAAAAAUUAUGUACAUAGAGACUUAGCUGCCAGAAAUGUAUUAUUAGUGUCCGAAAAUUCUGCUAAAAUAAGUGACUUUGGUAUGUCUAAAGCACUCAACAUUGGAAAUGAUUAUUACAAGGCCCAAGAAGCUGGUAAAUGGCCAUUAAAGUGGUAUGCUCCAGAAUGUGUAUACUAUUGGAAGUUUGAUGCAAAAUCUGAUGUAUGGAGUUAUGGCGUAACACUGUGGGAGGCAACUUCAUAUGGUGAAAAACCUUACAGGAAAAUGAAAGGAAAUGAGAUCCUGAAGUUUUUGGUAGAAGACGAAAAAAGGUUACAGAAACCAGACUUUUGUGAUGAGCAAGUUUAUGAAAUUAUGUUGGAGUGUUGGCAAUAUGAUAAAAAAGAUCGACCCACAUUUGAAGAAAUUGACCAUAAGAUGAAAUAUCAACAACAGAGACUGCUGAGUUUAAAUAAGUGAUUUUUUUUUAUUAGAAAAUGAAUAAGAUCAUACCAGUAUUGUUCCAAUAUUGUUAAUUUUUAAAACUUUACAUGGUAAUAUUUGUUUGUCUUUGUUAUUGCAAAUAGAAUAUAUUUGUAAAUGAUUUGUAAUGAUUUGCCAGACUAUACACGCCUUACUGACAUUGACUACAAGUUUUGUUAUUUUAGAUAUAAUUGUUAUUAGUAUGUGCAGGGAGAACUUGGAUGAUUUAUCUUGACAUGCAUAUAAUAUCAGAAAGGAUAUAUAUGUUUUGAUAUAAAAUCUGUACAAAAUAUUUUAAAAAAUGUCAGUUUACACCUUCAUUUCAGAAUAAAAUUAGUUUAUUGUCUCGACAAUGUUAGAUUGGGGGAGGGGGCAUUUUAAAUGGCUGGGAUCACUCUAAUUUUGUUAUAAAAUCAAGAUAAAACAGAAUUGAUUGUUUCUAGAAUUUUCAAACUUAUCUCUCUUCAAGACUUAUCAAAGAGAAGUUUUGUGCAAUUUAAAAUAAAAAGAUCUUGCAUGCAUUGUCUCAUCAACAAUUUAUUUUUUUACGUUUAAAUUUUUAUUUGAUGAAAUUGUAGAAAUGAAAAGUUUACAUUGUUUACAUUGAAAACCUGUUGUGGAAAAUUAUUUACUGUUUUUUUUUCAGUUUUGGAUGUUAUCCAUCAAUAAAACCUCUAGGAGCUAGGUUAGAUAUUCAAAUUGCAAAAAUGAACAUUAAUAAAAUGUAUUACUAAGGUAUAUGCAUAUAAAAGUUCUAGCAAACUGUCAAAAUAUUCACUAGGUGAGUGGUACCAGCACUAGUGGGCCACUUGUUUCAAUGAUCAUGUGGUUUUAACAUUGAAGAAAAAUUUCAGCAUUUGAACUGUUUUAGUAUAUAAUUAGGACACUUUUGUUUUUUUAUGUGUGUAAUUAUACUUUUUCUUAAGAUAUCUCAUAGUGUCCUCAUUCCUGGUGCUACAAAAGCAGUCAUUUCAUGACAUAUUCAUAUUUCAUUUACAUGUUGGCUUGUGGAUAUGAUAUUUCAUCAUCAUUGUGCAUAAUUAUAUAUGAAUGGUUCAUAUGUUUCAAGUGUUAAUGUAAAGGAAACAAAACCUGUCAUCAGAAUCAGCUGUUUUUUUUCCUGGCCAUUUAAGUUAAGUGUCCCAUUGAAUAAAUACAAUAGCUUUUGUUUUCUGUGGUGUUCUCCUUUAAAAACCAAUCGUUCAUUAAUUAAUUCUGCUUUAAAACACAUAAUUCAAUUUUCCAAAAUUUAGAGUUAGGUAAACAUCAACAGAUACUGGGGAAAUUUUUUAUUUUUUUCAAAAUAACAAUUUAAAAGAACUUUUUGUAUACAAACUGUAAUUGAGAAUUUUGUAUGAUAGUUAUUUUUAUAAUGAAUUUCACAAUCUUUUAUAUUUGUGAAAUAUGAGUUUCGAACAACUUUUUAUUUUGCAUAAAACAUAUGUUUUCUUCAAUCAUUAGAUCAUCUAUAGUUAUUCAUAAGUAGAAUUAUAUUAGUUGAAAUGUUCAUUUUUUAUCAAAUGUUUAGAAAAAGACAUGGGAACAAUAGUUGCAAAAAAAAUCAACAUUAGGAUAAUAAAGAAUCAUAGAUUUGAUUUGCUGCUAUUAAAGGCUUCAUAUCAUUUGUUUUAAACACGCAAUGGGGCUUAUUCUAAUCAUUUUGGGAUCCUGGCUUUAUUUAGAAUUUUGCUAGAGUUUUAUUAUUCAAGAAAUCACAUUUGCUUAUUAAUUUGUUGGUGUGUACAAAAAAUUUCCCAAAUAAAAUUUGAUGUACUUUA
Messenger RNA from Mytilus trossulus (common blue mussel), 2393 nucleotides. RefSeq names its product tyrosine-protein kinase ZAP-70-like. Gene Ontology annotation, molecular function: ATP binding; transmembrane receptor protein tyrosine kinase activity. Lineage: Eukaryota; Metazoa; Mollusca; Bivalvia; Mytilida; Mytilidae. The coding region runs from base 25 to 612 and encodes 195 amino acids. Gene Ontology annotation, biological process: protein phosphorylation; multicellular organism development; neurogenesis. Gene Ontology annotation, cellular component: plasma membrane; signaling receptor complex; basal plasma membrane. The record is from RefSeq and is a predicted model, not a curated record. The transcript is spliced from 5 exons.